AUGCUUCUAUCAUUUCAGGGUAAUGAAACACAGAUAGAUCCGUGCUCAAAGUUUAACAGUACAAACAGUACAAACAGCACACAAAUACCUUGCAACGACGACAACUUUUUGCUUAGUUUUGGGAAGUUAAACAAUUCAACUGAGAUCAGCCAUGUUGGAUUAGUUUUCUUCACAUAUUUGACACCUAUUAUAUUCAUCGUAGGAAUUGUGGGAAAUAUUUUGUCCCUUAUGGUAUUUGUUACCAAAAACAUGAGAAAACUAUCAGCUAGUGUCUAUUUAGCAGCUCUCUCCACAGCAGAUCUUCUAGCUUUGAUAUCUUUUGUACUCAUUGAAUGGGUUAAGCGUGGAUUACGUGAAGAGUUCCGUAGUAACAUUGCAGAGUUUUUAGACGUCAAUGGAAUUUGUCAACUUACAAUUUUCUUGUCAUACGCCUCUCGUUUUCUUUCCACGUGGCUUGUGGCCAGCUUUACUCUAGAACGGUACAUAGGCAUAUGUCAUCCACUCAAACGUCGGGACAUAUGUGAUAUCAAUUCUUCAAAGAAAAUCGUAGCAAUUUUAGUUGUUAUUUCAAUAUGUAUUUCCUCAAUAAGACCAUGGCUGAAUGAAGUUCGUCAUAUUGGACCUGAUCGAACCCCGUGGUGCCUUCCGAAAACAGACCUUGUGACGGUAUCAUUCAUUUAUGAUUGCGUAUUUGCGGUUUGUAUAACAUUUUUGCCGUUUUUGGUCAUUACAACUCUUAAUAUACUGAUAAUUCGAACAUUGAUAAAAAGAAGCAGACGACACCGGAAGUGCAAUUUUGUAACUGAAGAAAGCAUCAUACGUUUUGAGUUUACUGUAAUACUUAUAACGAUCUCGAUUUGUUUCAUUGCUUUUAACUCACCUUAUGCUGUUGUAUGGUUCAAACAGUUUCAUCAGACGAGAACGAAAACAUUUUCAUCAGGCAGCAAAGUAGAUACCUUGCAAAACAUUCUAUUCUUUACGAAAACUGCAUACUUUUUGAACUAUUGUAUCAAUUUUUUUCUUUAUUCGGUCACGGGUGCAUACUUUAGAAAGGAGUUGAAAGCAUUGUUUACUUAUAGACGUAAGGUAAAGGAAAAUUAUCAAAGAUGCUCAGUCCAAAAUUCACAUCAUUCCAGUACUACACCAAGCUCUUGGAUGUAA
This is a messenger RNA of Mytilus trossulus (common blue mussel), 1161 nucleotides long. Its product is annotated as cysteinyl leukotriene receptor 2-like. The record is from RefSeq and is a predicted model, not a curated record. Gene Ontology annotation, biological process: G protein-coupled receptor signaling pathway. Bases 1 to 1161 code for a protein of 386 amino acids. Lineage: Eukaryota; Metazoa; Mollusca; Bivalvia; Mytilida; Mytilidae. The transcript has a single exon. Gene Ontology annotation, cellular component: plasma membrane. Gene Ontology annotation, molecular function: G protein-coupled receptor activity.